Messenger RNA from Xyrichtys novacula (pearly razorfish), 7668 nucleotides. Lineage: Eukaryota; Metazoa; Chordata; Actinopteri; Labriformes; Labridae. The record is from the annotation of a GenBank genome assembly.
UUGUGAACCACAAGUCCCAAACCUGUUUGUCUACCAAGCGGUGAUCCACCCUCAGCACUUAAUAGACUAGAUUAUGUGAUUCCUUUAACUGGGAUCCUUUCGACAUUGAUGGGGUUUACUAACAGCUUAUCAUCUGAUAUUCAUGACAUUUUAAUUUUUUCAAUCAUGAAUUAUACGCAAAUAAUCAUGUCCAUGCUUCCUCUGUUUGUGAGUCUGGUGACAGUUUCAGUACUUUUAGAGGAUUUGUGGCUCAGUAGGUUAGGGCUGAUAAUAGCGUUUGAGGCGGCUGCUUUGGUUUCAUUUCUCUUUACUUUGUCCUACAACAAUGACUGAGAAAAGGUAAGAAAGAGCAGCAACAAGGAAAAAGAGUGAUAUUUGAUUUGCAUCCCUAUAUUAUCAUUAUUGUUUCUAAUCUAUCUGCUCAUUCACAUAUUUUGUGUGUAUACAUUAACUAGGUAUGUUUAAUUUGAAAAUUUGGGAAUGAAAGCAAAAUAAAAAGGUGUAAUAUGUUUAGUUUCAGAUCACCCUUUUUGCUAUAAAACAAAACAAGCACUGCACAAGUCUGUCCAUGUUUCAAAAUCCUGUUCUUCCAGAUGGCACAUUUAAAGAGCAGCUUAGCUGUACCAACUUUAAUGAGGAUGGGAGAAUAGGAUAAAAGGUGAGAGCCAGUGAGUGCUUUUUAAUAGUUUUUCUUUUCAACACAUGUAUCUGUACUUGAAUAAAUGACAUUUGGGUUUUGUUACACGUUCGGAGAUUCUCUGUUGCAGGUGGAUUACAUCUAUUUUACUUAUGACUUGGUUCUGAAUUAAUUGAAACUUGUUGAUUUCUAAGGUGAAACACGUUGAUGUAUUCAUUCAUACUCCUCUGUUAGGGCUGCUGACCAAAGACAGUCCCUCAUUCUGGACACAACACUCAUGGCUACAUUUAAAGUGUCCUCUAGUAUAAAAACUUGGAAAAUUUACUGAUUAGAAAUUAAGCAGUGCAAUCUAAACCUCAGUUUUGGUUUUCACCCAGGACAUGACCUAAGAGAGAAAGUGCAAAUUUAAGAUUGAACUCUUGAAUUAGUCGACUAAUAUCAGUGCAUAGAGCCUGUACCAACAAUAAACAGAUCUACUACCAAAUAGGCUACCUAAAAUCAUAGUUAUGGGUCUAAAAUGUUCUUCAGUGAUCAUUUGAGCCAAAACACCCUUUAAAAUAUGUAUAAUCCUAUUUCUAUAAAGGUGUAAUUCAUAUGAAGUCUUUUGGCACACAGAUCAUGAAGGUGUUAGACUAAAAGUAACCCACACAACUCCAUGGUAGAGGUAGUCUAUCUGAGAAUUAUGUGUUGAAUACUUUAUAUCCACUGCAGUGUCACUCUGGCCUACUAUGUUAUUUAUUACAAAGGUUUUAUGGGUCAAACGCCAACGGUCUCCUCUUGUUGUCUAAACACAGGCCUGCUAACACCACGUGGGAGUAAAAGAAAUUGAACCCUGGCGGAGGUUUGCUGCCCUCCGCAGGCUGCUUCCCGGUAAAUGUGCUUCUUCUCUGAGAUAAAAGAAGGAACAUCUCGGUGUAGGGAAGAAAACCACACUGUAACUGAGAAAAGUGGACGACUUGGUCGUAUUAUAACGCCACAUAAAUCACCAGUCUGAGCUCCUGUGCGGUGUUUCUUUUAUACACAGAACCCUCAGUCUUAAGGAUGUACUUUUAAUCUGCAUGAAUGCCAAAUAGCGGUUGGUUCACGCGCACGGGGCGACACUUCAUCUUUUCCGGAGGAAACGCAGAUUUAAAGCUCCGUUGUUUGCGUUUUUCACCAGCGUUCAAUACAUGCCGCGAUUAUUAAACCGAUUAUUUUAUCUAAUAACUAAUUUCCUCGUGUUUAUAGUCAAAUGAAUGUGUGUAUAAUGGCAGAUAGACCGGCAUGGCACGUCAGCCAGAAGAACACAGGGAGAGUGACAAGGACGAGGAGAGGGAGAAAGAAAGGGGAGGGGAACUGACAUUAAAGCAACACAACAAGGAAACUACACUGCAGAGCCUCAGACGCCUUCAUUUUAUGUUUUUGAAUAAUAGCAGGAGCUGGUGUGGCGAAGUGUAUCUGUGAAAUCUGCCCGGAGCUCAGCCCCACACAGCGGCAAGUGCCCCGAAAAGGAGCAGCUUUUCAGCGAGUUGGAUUGAAAAGGCGCUCUCGGACGCUUUCAGAGAUAUGGGUGAGGAUAAUGAAAGAGAGGUUUAAUUGUAAUUCUGUGGGAAAUUAACUGAAGGAGGACAGGCCUGUCUUACGAGCAGACAGAGCUCCGUCCUAAUGGGGAGAGGAAACAAAGACCAACCGCGUACCUCAGCCAUAAUUAAUGAAAUGCCAAUUUAGAUAAUCUUUGAGCUAUUUUGCCCCCAUGAGGUUCCUUUCACUAUGAUAGGACUGCUAUCAUUUUAGCAUGCUGCAAUUAUGAGAGAAGCAGGCUGCCAUUACAGUGGAGUUUGCCUUUUUAAGACUUAAUCAUGAAAACAAUGAGCUUUUGUAUCAUAGGCUGUGUUCCUGAUGUUACUUAUCUUUACAGAUGUUUCACUGGUAAUCUGGCUUAUGUUGUAUCUAACACAGCAGGCUGUGGGCAAACAUUAAGUGAAUGCACCAUACCGUCCGUGGAUCAUAGAUUUGUUUCAACACUAAUAUUACACAACUAUUGUGUGUUUGUGUGUGUGUGUGUCCAGGCUCAGAGCCACCCAGCUCUCCACAGGUGGUAGAGGAUGGAGGAGAGGAGGAUGAGGAGGAGCUGAGUGGAGGGGAGGAGGCAGACCUGCGCUCCAGCUCUGGCAGGGGCUCCCUGCUGACCAGGAGAGGGAUCACCCUGAGGGUACUGCUCAAGGACGGCCUUGUGGAACCAGGGGACGGGGUGCUGGCCAUACACUAUUUGGUAAUAACAAACAUGACGUAGGAUAUCAUGCCUCAUUCACGCCCUUGCAUUCAUGGCAGCAAAUGCUCUUAUCUAUGGUUUGACUUUUGAAAGUUAUAAAUCCUCUCGUUUGUUUCCUCAGGGUAAGAACUUUGUUGGAGACCUGUUGACUGAUGGGAAAAUCAGAUGGGUGGAAACAGGCCAGAUCUUCAACUCCCCUAGUGCCUGGGCGACACACUGCAAACGUUUGGUCAACCCAGCCAAGAAGUCUGGCUGUGGCUGGGCAUCGGUACGCUACCGAGGACAGAAGCUGGUUCAGUACAAAACAACAUGGCUGCAUAAGUACCAACCCAGCGCAGACAUGGUGAGAGGAAAUAGAACAAACCAUUCUAAGCAGCAGAAAGUUAGAUGUGUGUCAAAAUCAAACAUGACCUAAAUUUUGAUUCACAUAACCCUGGUCACAACUCCGGCUUCUAAAUAACUAACAUACAGUUAGCUACCCUAAAGCAUGUGUUUCAAUUUUUCAUUUGUACAAUGCAACCAAUGACACUGCUGCACUGUUGCAGGAUUUUUCCUAGAUGAUGAAAGAAAAACAGAGUUGUAACAAAGUGGGCGCUGGUAGUGAAAGAGGGAUGAUGUAAUUUUCUAGAGGCAAGGAAAAGAAGUCUGUUGAGCUAAAAAUUACUGCUCCUUAAAAAAGAGCCCCGGUCUAAGCGUGGAGAUAAGUUGUAAGGAUAUGCAUUUCCCAGCUCAAAAAGCUCAAUCACAAGUGUUCCAGCAUCUUGUAUUAAUUUUCUUAUACCGAGCUUGAUAGAUAUUGUAAAAAAGUAAGAAAAUUAUUAUUUGUUAAAUCACAGAAAGAAAACAACGCAACAGAUUUUUAAAAAUUCCUUUGUGAAAAAAAAGAAGACAUAUAUUUGACAGCAGUAUCAGUCAUUUUUGGUCCCAUUUUAACAACAUAAUCUUUUCAAGUAUUCAAUCUUCAGAUUAAAACUACCUAAUGACCCCUUACUUGUAUUUAAGGUUUGAAUAUAAUGAAUUAGUUAAACUCUUUAACUAAUUCAAUAAUUAUUACCCACUAUAUUAUCCUGUUCUGAGUUGUAUGUUUAUCGAUUGCGUAUUUUUCGUACUGCCAGAGCUUGGUAAGUGAGGAGGACGAUGACGAGGACGAAGAAGAAGGGAAGACAGCUGUGCAAGCAGAUGAGAAAAACAAGAACAGCAAACCUGGAUUACAUGGUAUGAUUACCUUCUCUUUUAAAUUUUUAAAUAUGUACAUAUUUCAUGAUUAUGCAUUUUCAUGAAAAUAAAACAAAUACUGUUCUUAAAUGUUACAGACGCGAUGGUGUCACGGAGAUCUGACAGAGAGAGAAUCCCUGUCAGAUAUUGCACCUUGGGCACCAGGGAUGCUGCCAGGUACUGACUGUAAUUCCAAAAGAUCUAUGUGAUUUCAUGUGACAGAUGCAUUCAUCUUGUUCAGAGUGUGUUAAAGUGUGAUAGACACUAAUUUUUAUUCUCAGAGAUCCUCACACGCUGGUGGAGCUGUCAGCCUUCUCAGCCAUCAACCGGUUCCAGCCUUUCAAUGUUGCUGUGUCCAGUAACGUGUUGCUGCUAAUGGUAAAUACACAAUCUAACAAAAUGAAAGAAAUUUAAUGAUGAAGAGGAUGUGAAAUCAUAAACUUUUUAUUCCCAUCAGGAUUUCCACUGUCACCUGACCACUAGUGAGGUGGUGGGAUACCUUGGAGGUAGAUGGGAUACCAACACACAACGUGAGUGCAACUUCACCUCAUGUUUAAUGUACAUCAAUUGAAGAAGCCUGAUUUGACCCUAUCAUCACUCUCUUUACCCUCGAUUUGUUCCAGUGUUGACUGUCUUGAGGGCUUUUCCCUGUCGGACCAGGCUGGCAGACAGAGACUCUGCAUCUGCAGUUGAGGAGGAGGUAAUAAACAAACAGUGAAUCAGUUGUCUGCAAUAACAGCAUGCAUGCUUUCGGAUAACAUGAUGGGGAAUGACACUCAUUUUAAAAAUUCACAAGUGUUUUCAGUGUUUCAGGACAACACUUGUCAGUAUGCAUUUCUCUUUUUAAGAAACCAGAAACCAAAUGACAUAAUACAGUUUUAAUCACAUCAAAAUGAUAUUAAUCUAUAGAUUCUGUGCAUUUUUGCAGUUGAAACACAUGUUCACUUAUGCGAGAAUCUAAGGCUGAUCAACUGCAAAAAUUCAACAGUUUCCUGGAAUUUUAGUCUCACAGAAAUGCUCCAAUCACAAGCACAGACAGUUUUUCUGUGAUUUAAUUAUAACUUCAUGAAAAGUGUUCCUCCUUUAAGUCUUUAAGCACAUUUAUUUGUAAAGUAAAAGCAAAUUGCAUGAAUUUUUAAGGCACUUAAAAUUAGUAAGGAGCGUAAAAGAAAAUUUGCCAUAUAGGAAAUAAAGCCUAGAAGAACGGUGCAAUUAGAAGUUAUUUCAAAUUAGCACAUUUUGACUUGUCUCCUCUUGUAGUGUACAUAAAAAUUCUCUGCUGCUUAUUUCUUUAAGUCUUUUUUUAAUAGAAUCAGCAACACAGGAGAACUUUUUUCUUCUUCUCACCCUCUCCCGUGUGACUCUGCUCCAGAUCUGUCAGAACUUGUUCAUGCGCGGGCUGUCAUUGGUGGGCUGGUACCACAGUCACCCGAGAGGUCCCGCUCUGCCAUCACUGCAGGACAUUGACUCUCAAAUGGACCACCAGCUGAGGCUGCAGGGCUCAAACAACGGCUUCCAGCCCUGCCUGGGCAUUAUCUGUGGUGGGUGCCUGUCUUUAUUUUCUUUAAACUUUCUUCUUCUUUUUAAUUUGUGAAAAAUUAAAUCAACACAAAAGAAAAAAAAAAUCCUCUCACCAACAUGUUAACAUUGCCCAUUGAAACAACCAAAAAUUCAACAUUACUCGUGAUUUAAGCAGAUCACAGGAGUGUCUAUUAUUUGAAAAUUCACUUUUGUUUAAUUUGCUGUUUUUGUUUUUUCAGUUCUUAUUUGAGUUAGUGAGUGCGAGUGUCUUCUGUGGAUGUGAACAGAAAUGUCUUAGGUUCAUCUAUAACUGCAGGGAUGUGGGAUCAACAUUAAAGAGAAGAUAACUACUUUGCUUUCAACCCUUCGUCUCUUGCAGGUCCAUAUUAUCACGGUAAUCAAGGAGUGGCAUCUACAAUAACUCCAUUUUGGGUCGUACCACCACCUGAGGUGAGGAGAAGGCAUUGUGAAAAGGGUUAUCAACUAUAAUUUGGAGUUUGAAAAGCAAAACUGCAAACUUAAUAUCGUAUUUGUGACGUUUGAGCUUAAGUUUAACAUCUUCUGUUUUCCUGCAGCAACGGUCUAAUGAUUACGGUAUUCCAGUAGCUGUGGAGGUCACUUAUGUACAGGACAACUUUCUCACUAGUGAUGUUCUUAAUGAGAUGGUAUGGAUACAACAGCCUCAGAAAACCAAAGUAUAGUACAUUUUUUGGAACUACUGCAGAAUUCAUGAAAAGGUUUUGUUUCUUUCCUCCGCAGAUGCUGCUGGUUGACUACUACAGGGCAGCUCCUGAUCUUGUACAGUUCGGCCAGUACUGGUGUCCUGAUACAACCAUGAUGGACAAGAUAAAGGUAGGAUGAUUUAGUUAAAACCUGUCAUCUGAAAGAUAAAAUAAUGGGCAGACUCAAGGUGAUGAUCCUGGCUGUCUCCCAUUUAAUAUGCCACCUAGCAUUGAGCUGAUAUAAGUACAAACUUCUGUCUUUGUCUUCAGGGCUCUCUGAGCUGCCAUGCUCCCAAAGACCAGGCCUAUUCUCAGAUCUUGGAGCACGUCUACAGUCAGCUGAGCAACAUGCAUUGAGUGCGGCUACUCUGCAUGUGGCCUCUGUCCAACUUGGAGGGGUUCCAUUACAAACAUUGUUUGUGCAGAGCGGACAGGACGGGAGUGACCGAUGUACCAACGUAAAAACCUGCUUGAAAAACAUAAAGAUGCCUUGAAUUCUUUGCUCUUCGACACUUAAUUUUGACACGGCAUUAUCCUGAGUUAAAAAAAAAAACACUGGAACGACUCUGGAGGUUCUCAAAUCUGUGCUAAAUCUGUGAUAUCAGGAGUGCUUGAUUAAACAUAGAGGAAUAUACAAUUGAUAACUGAAGCUAGAAAGCCCUGAAUUAAGGUACAUGAUACUGAUAAGUGUUAGAAAGUAUCGUAUUGAGGACACACUAAAUAGACUUAUUUCAGCCCACCUGACUGGCCUCUUACAUUUUACACCUGGACCUGUAUGUGCCUAUCUGUGCUAGUAUUCUGUGGUAUAUGUGGAUACUGCCAGAUAUGUACUAUGUAACUUUUUAGUGUGUUUUUAUUGCCUUUAAAGACUAAACCAGUGUUUGGGGGAAAAAGUGAAAAUGACUAGCAUUAACAAUACUACCUUAGCAAAGUAUGCAAACGUUUCUCGGUAUGAGCUUAGCUGUACUCUGCACUUGGUUUUGUGAAUGUUUCUAUUCCUUAAGGCUGCAAAGUGGUACAAGUAAUUCAAUGUGCCAAGCAUUUUGUUUUUACUAACCUGCGUGUGUAUGUGUGUGUGUGCGCGCGCGGGUGAGUGUUUGUGAAAGUUGCCCUCUACUGUCUCCUCAGAGUUUUGUGAGACAUGAGUCCUGUAGGAUAGGACAGAUAUUUACGUCUUCUUUCUUCCCUGUACUGUAUUUAUUACUAACUGUGGAUUGUGUGAUGUACAUGUAUGAAGACAGAGCAAUGCCUUAAGCCUGCUGAUGAUCCACAAAGCAUUAAAACAUACACACUGGAACUAUUUAAAAGAGAUUGUUUGGCUG